AUGGUGGAAAGUAGCGAAGGAAAGAAGUUUGUAAUUAUUGGCAGCGGUCCAACGGCAUUGGGUGCUGCCUAUAGACUCCACGAGCUUAUUCAUGAAGGUAGUCUACCUGAAUCCACACAGGUUACCGUACUCGAGAAGGAGAUUGAAGUAGGCGGUUUAGCCCGUUCAGUCACUGAUCGACGAGGCUUUACAUGGGAUCUUGGUGUACAUGUAACAGGUUAUUCAAAAUAUCCGAAAUUCACGCACCUCAUCAAUCGAGCUGUACGUCACUGGAAUAACGUGCCACGAUGUGUCAAG
Ostertagia ostertagi is the source of this 297-nucleotide messenger RNA. The record is from the annotation of a GenBank genome assembly. Lineage: Eukaryota; Metazoa; Nematoda; Chromadorea; Rhabditida; Trichostrongylidae.